AUGCUUAAAACCGAGUCACAAGAACUUGUAGAGGAACCACAUAAAAUCGCGGAGCUGUUUGCCGAUCAGUUCGUUAAUAGCUAUGUAAGAGAACCAGAUGCACCAAUUCCCUCCAUAAACAUGCCAAUGGUAAUAAACUCAAUUGAUGACGUAAAAUUUACAGCCAAAAUCGUACUAAAGACCUUGUUAACAUCUAUAUUACUAAAGCGGUGCUCAUCAUUGCUUGCCGAACAUAUAUCAAGCAUUAUGAACAAAUCCAUGGAGGAUGGACGCUUAUCCGCUGGUUGGAAGAAAGCUACAGUCGUACCUAUUUAUAAAAACGGCGAUAAGAUGAGACCUAGUAAUUACAGACCAAUAAGUUUGACAAGUAUCCUCUGUAAAGCCAUGGAAAAGAUCAUAACUGAAAGAUUAAGAGAAUUCCUAUUACAAGAACAACUGAUUUUAGAUGAACAGCACGGGUUUGUACCAAAGCGAUCAAUCAUUACAAAUAUGUUACAAUGUGUUAAUGAAUGGGUCUCAAACCAUGACAAUGGAUUACCUACAGAUGUGAUAUAUCUUGACUAUUAA
This is a messenger RNA of Parnassius apollo (apollo), 567 nucleotides long. The record is from the annotation of a GenBank genome assembly. Lineage: Eukaryota; Metazoa; Arthropoda; Insecta; Lepidoptera; Papilionidae.